AAAAGUAUUCAAAUCUUAAAUAGGUGCGAAAUAAGAGAGUGGAGAGAGAGAGAGAGAGAGAGAGAGAGAGAUAAAGGGGGUAAAUAAAGAUAAACCAAUAACUCGAGCACCAGUUUCGCCCACGAACCAGCCAACAAGCUCUUACCUAUCGAAAGUUAGCAUCUUUCUUCUCUUCAUCUUUUUCAGAAAUGGAGAACUGCGUGGAAGCGAGAGCGUUCAAAUCAAGUUUACUUGGAGAAUUGGCCAUGAAGUCGACUCAGCAGGUGACGUUAGAGGACUGCUGGGGUGCUGGCGGGGUUCCCAGCGAAGAUUUCUCCAUCGACGACCUUCUGGACUUGUCGAAUGCCGAGUUUGAAGACGGGUACGUCGUGGAACGAGACGAGGAAGAGGAAGAAGUGGAGAAAGAUUCUCUUUCGGGCUCUUCCUCUCAGGACCAGGCCGACGAGGAUAGUUCCAAUUCUACAAAUUUCUCCGGCACAGCUGAGUCUGAGUCUCAUCUUGCCAGCGAGCUUGCCGUUCCGGAUGAUGAUUUGGCGGAGCUAGAAUGGGUUUCUCGCAUCGUGGACGAUUCUCUGCUGGAUUUCUCUCUUUCGUACGCUGCCGGGAAACAGAAAACCGAGACUCGUAUAAUGAACCGGUCAGAACCGGAGACCAGACCAAGGUCGACAUCAACAAAACCUUCAUGUUUUCCCUCUCCGGUUCCGUCUAAAGCCAGAACCAAACGGGCCAGAGCAACGAAUCACGUUUGGACACUUGGGUCCCCGCUCUCUGAGUCACCUUCACCAUCUUCAGCAUCUUCUCCUGGGUUUUCUUCGACAUCUUGUCGUAUCUUCGCCAACACGGUCCAAAACAUGCAGCUUUUCGCUUUUGCUGAACCGCCGACGAAGAAACAGAAGAAGAAACCGACGGUUCAGACCAUUGGGGUCGGUGGGACCCAGUUUCAGCGAAGGUGCAGCCAUUGCCAGGUGCAGAAGACCCCCCAGUGGAGAACCGGUCCACGGGGUCCCAAAACGCUCUGCAACGCUUGCGGGGUUCGGUACAAGUCGGGUCGGCUUUUCCCAGAGUACAGACCGGCCUGUAGUCCGACCUUUUCCAUCGAUAUUCACUCGAACAGCCACCGCAAAGUGUUGGAGAUGAGGAAGAGGAAGGAGACGGUGAUCGAACCAGAAUCAGGGUUCAGCCAGAUGGUUCCAAGUUUUGGAUAAUUUUUAACCUAGAAAACAGGUACACGUGAACCGGCAUCGGCCGGGUUCAGUUUGUACAUUUUUGUGCUCAGCCGCGGGAUAGACUUUGUCACAGUCUCCUAGGAAGGUUCUUAAUCAUAGCUCUUAGUUUUCUUUUUGGGUUUUUUUAUUUUAUUUUAAAUUUUUAUAUAUUUUUUUAAUUUUGGGGAUUAGUUAGUGCUUGUGAUAGUGUUAGUUCAAUUAUUUGGUUUAAUGGAGAGGGAAAGGGGGUUUAGACUUUAGGACUUUUGGUUGAUUAAUUUUCCUUUUUUAUUUUUAUUUUUUAAA
This is a messenger RNA of Carya illinoinensis, 1511 nucleotides long. Its product is annotated as GATA transcription factor 5-like. Lineage: Eukaryota; Viridiplantae; Streptophyta; Magnoliopsida; Fagales; Juglandaceae. Gene Ontology annotation, biological process: positive regulation of DNA-templated transcription. The transcript has 3 exons. The record is from RefSeq and is a predicted model, not a curated record. The coding region runs from base 189 to 1205 and encodes 338 amino acids. Gene Ontology annotation, molecular function: sequence-specific DNA binding; zinc ion binding. Gene Ontology annotation, cellular component: nucleus.